Messenger RNA from Carica papaya (papaya), 2358 nucleotides. RefSeq names its product fatty acid amide hydrolase-like. Lineage: Eukaryota; Viridiplantae; Streptophyta; Magnoliopsida; Brassicales; Caricaceae. Gene Ontology annotation, molecular function: catalytic activity. The record is from RefSeq and is a predicted model, not a curated record.
CUCUUCCAAAUUAAUUUCUUUCUUGAUCUCUCCGCCUACUCCACUCUCUCUCUCAUGCCCAUAUAAUAAUUAAUUCUUGUAUCUACUUGUAUGUAUAUAUAUAUAUAUAUAUCUAUACAUAUAUGACUCAAUUGGUACCACCGUUGUCUCCUUCUUCUUCUUCUUCUUCUUCUUCUAAUUUCAAAGGAAUAAAAACCAGAACAGACUCUCUGCAAUAAUCAUCAUGGGUUUCUUCAACCUCAAAGGCGCCAUUUACAAGCCUCUUAAACAGCUUGACUUUGGUCCUCAAAGUCAUCAACCCUACCUCCAAGCCAACGUUAAAGCUCCUCGCAUGGCCGGAAUUCUGGUGAAGAUAUUCGCCUGGAUCUUGGAGUCGCCCAUUCGGACACUUGUCUUCUUCGUACUCAAGAGAAAUAAUCUCAUUCACGAGCUAAUUACAAAAGCAGAGUUGGAGGAACCUCCUCUCUUUGUUCCCCUACAUCCUUUUGAAGAUCUUAGAGAAGAAGAAACUAAAUCUGUAGAUUCUGAUUCAUCGCCGCCGGAACAAGUUGAGGAAGCAGUGAGAUGUCUUCCUGCAUACUCGUUAAAAGUAGCAGACUCCAUAACCUCUGGCUUCCGUCGCUGGACAAUACUCGAUUACUCAACCGCUUAUGCUUCUGGAGAAAUCACUCCUCGAAUGGUUGCAGAGAGGUUUGUAGCUGCUGUUGCGGAAACUUCCAGGCCUCCGCUCAAAAUGUCAUUCUUCAUUAACUAUGAUGUCGACGAUAUUCUGAAGCAGGCCACAGAAUCUACUCUUCGCUAUGAAAGAGGAGAGCCCAUAUCAGUUCUAGAUGGAGUCCCAGUUGCUAUCAAGGAUGAAAUAGAUUGUUUGCCAUAUCCAACUACAGGAGGAACAAAGUGGUUACACAAAUUCAGACAUUGUACAACUGAUGCAUGUUGUGUGAGCCGCCUUAGACAAUGUGGUGCCAUACUUGUAGGGAAAACUAACAUGCAUGAGCUCGGGGCUGGAACUAGUGGCAUAAAUCCACACUAUGGACCAACUAGAAAUCCAUACAAUACCAGCAGGAUUUCUGGUGGAUCUUCUAGUGGAUCUGCUGCAGUGGUGGCUGCAGGAUUGUGUCCCAUUGCCCUUGGUGUUGAUGGAGGAGGGUCUGUGAGGAUGCCUGCAGCACUGUGCGGCAUUGUUGGAUUCAAACCAACUUUUGGGCGUAUAUCACAUUCUGGUGUUAUUCCUAACUGGACAGUUGGGAUGGUUGGAAUACUAGCAGGCACUAUAGAGGAUGCAUUUAUAGUUUAUGCGGCUAUUAACAGCCAACUGCCUUCGCAUGACCUCACCACUUUACUGCCCAAAGUGCACUUUCCUCUGCUGAAGGAAACAAAUCCAAUAUCCAACAUCAAAAUGGCAAAGUAUGAAGAGUGGUUCAAUGAUUGCAGCGAAGAUAUAAGAGUUUGUUGUUCCAAUGCUAUGGAGCAGCUUUGCAAGAACUAUAACUGGAAGACCGUAGAUGUUACUAUACCUGAGAUAGAAGCUAUGCGCCUGGCACAUUACAUGACAAUUGGAUCAGAGUGCAGCACUUCACUCAGCUCCCAUCUUGAAAACUUGGAUCCUGCAGAACUAGGAUGGGAUGCAAGGGUUGCACUGAGUGUGUAUGGUGCAUUCAGUGGCAAUGAGUAUAUAAAGGCUCAGAAGAUUAGGAAUCGCCAGUUGCAGAUUCAUAGGCAGAUAUUUUCGAAGGCAGAUGUUAUAGUUGUGCCAACAACUGGGGUGACUGCAUACGAAAUUUUUGAUGAUGUUCUGGAGACUGGUGAACUUGACUACAUAAAUGGAGCUGCACUGGUUCGAUAUCAGAUAGCUGGAAAUUUUCUAGGAUUGCCUGCAGUGACUGUUCCAGUUGGAUAUGACAAAGCAGGUUUGCCUAUUGGCCUGCAGUUCAUUGGGAAGCCCUGGUCUGAAGCCACAUUAAUCCACCUAGCAUAUGCACUGCAGGCCUUGUGCAUCAACAGAAAGCCAGAGGUAUUCUAUGAUCUACUGCGCAAGGAUAAUUAAUUCACUCUCCGGAGUUGUUGUAAUGAUUCUCAUCCUCAUCAAUAAAAAAGCAACUGCUAGAAGGAAUGAAUCAAAUUCUUAGCAUCAGGGCAUCCAUAUUAAUAAAAAGAAGUUGAUUUGUUGUACUUUACAUGUUUAAGCUCGUUCUUUCUGGGGCAAAUGGCAGAGAAAAUGUUUGAGGUGGGAAUUACAAUCUAAUGGUUUAGACAGACUGUCGAUCACCUCUAAGUAACGAAAGCUUAAUCCUGUUUAAUCAUCGUCAUAAUUCAUAUAUAAUUACAGUUAAGUAAUAAAUAUUAGUUUGAAUUAAA